Giardia duodenalis is the source of this 1131-nucleotide messenger RNA. RefSeq names its product Phosphatidate cytidylyltransferase. Lineage: Eukaryota; Fornicata; Diplomonadida; Hexamitidae. Gene Ontology annotation, molecular function: phosphatidate cytidylyltransferase activity. The record is from RefSeq and is a predicted model, not a curated record. Gene Ontology annotation, cellular component: endoplasmic reticulum membrane. Bases 1 to 1131 code for a protein of 376 amino acids. The transcript has a single exon.
AUGGGGGCUAAACACAGACGUGCGGUUGCCAAGCCACCAGCUGCCGCGCCUGGAGGGCGCCGUGAUAGUAUCUUUCGCUUAAUUGUGAGAACAGUGUCUGGAGUGUGCAUGAUUGUAUUUUUCGGCUCUAUGCUCUGGUAUCCGUUCUAUCUCCCUUACACUCUAUUGCUGCUUUCCUUCUGCACAUAUUAUGAGAUACUGCACACGGCGAGUGCCUCGCUGCGUGUCCACUGUCCUCGCUCGGCAUGCUUCAUGAUCCUCACGGCCUGGUCUCUCUACCUUGCCGUGCUCACGGCAAACAUGGACUUGCCAGAGUUUUUGGGCAAGUUUGUGGAGAGGGUAGGCUCCUACGUAGUCUUCUAUGCAGCCAGGCUAUCACCCAGCCUUGCUAAUGCAUUAUUCAUGGCCUUGCGAGCAGUGCAGAAUGGUCUGCCCUAUCUUUUUAACAAACUAUACAGCUUUGUCAUCAGCACCUUCUUCCUCCUUGUUCUACUUCUUCACGUGAGGGACCCGUUCUUGCCCGUCCUGAACUUUUGUGGAUGGGUUAUGGGAGGGCUGUUUCUGACUUGUCUGGAGAUACGUAUCAUCAUGACCGUCCAGAAGGAUGGGAUGUAUUUUUAUCUUCCCUCUGUACUAGUGGUUGCGAACGACACCUUCGCAUACAUACUAGGAAAGCUGCUGGGGCGCCAUUCCUUAGUACGCGUCUCGCCGUCGAAGACUUGGGAGGGGUACAUUGGUGCCGGGGUUGCCACCCUAGUAUUUUCGCAUUUCUGUGCAAUCCCCUUGAUCGAAAAGUUUGGUGGCGAGGUAUUUAGGUCUAGGCUGGAUGCUGACGCAGCCAUGCAGGCUGCCACAAUGGCCGCAGCAGCGACGAAGGCCGCUACCCACGGUGUGUCUCUACUGGACAACAGUCAGCUGAGCCGGAUGUACAUCUGCUGCAUGCUCCUUGCUCUGUGGAUAAGCAUCGUGGGGCCAGUUGGGGGCAUGCUGGCCUCGCUUGCCAAGCGCUGUGCAAAAAUUAAAAACUUCAGCAAUUUAAUACCCGGACACGGCGGCGUCAUAGAUCGAAUCGAUUGUCACAUACUAGCAAGCAUUUGUUGCGCAUUCAUCUAUGAUUUCUUUUACGAAUAA